Messenger RNA from Nerophis lumbriciformis (worm pipefish), 5010 nucleotides. RefSeq names its product layilin b (gene laynb). Gene Ontology annotation, molecular function: hyaluronic acid binding. The record is from RefSeq and is a predicted model, not a curated record. NCBI's taxonomy places the organism in Eukaryota, Metazoa, Chordata, Actinopteri, Syngnathiformes, Syngnathidae.
GAGCGCUCUUGUCAGUCACGGGUUUCCCGCGGAGGAGCAGACGAAAAACGUCGUUAUUUCAUCCUUUUUUUUUUCUUUGGCUUUGGCAGUUAAGGGCGCGCACGGACGUGAACAUGUCGACAUGGACUUUGUGAGGCUGUUUGGCGCCUUGGUCGCCGUCCUCUUCCACCACGCGUCCGCCGCUAAGAUCAAUGGCCAACGGAUCUGCCGGCGAGGUACCGAGCGCCCGUGCUACAAGGUGUCCUACAUCCCGGACCGCCGGCGUAGGCUGACCUUUCAAGAGGCUAGGCAGGCGUGCAGGGCGGACGGCGGCGAGCUGCUCAGCAUCGAAACAGAGAGCGAGCAGCGGCUGAUCGAGAGGUUCAUACAGCAGCUGUACGCCGCAGAUGGAGACUUCUGGAUUGGCCUUCGUCGCAGCCCCCAGCGCUUGAGGGGUGGCGGUGGCAACCCGGGAUGUCCCUCCCAGUACUUCUGGCUGGACGGGAGCAAGGCCAAGUUCAGAAACUGGCACUGGGACGAGCCUUCCUGCGGCGGGGAAAUGUGCGUGGUGCUUUACUACCAGCCGUCUGCACCACCCGAUGAGGAAGGUCACUUCCUGUUCCAGUGGAAUGACGACAACUGCAACGCCAAGAACAACUAUGUCUGCAAGUAUUCUCGAGAAAAGGCACCAGUAUUCACCGAGCAAGGGAACAUAGCACGAGAAGUUCCAACUGUGAGGCCAAACAUAUUCUUCACAACGGCAGGUGAUGAGUCCAAUAAAGUAGGACUGCCCGAGUCAUCAGUGUCUUUCGCAACCAACACCGUGUACGUUCCCUACAUCCUGUAUGCAACCAUUCCUGCCUUGUUGCUGCUGUUGCUUGCAGUUGCUGGCUUCUUCUGUUACAGACAACAAGCUAAGCGCGGGAAGACGGAGACCAAAAGCCCCACCGGCCGAGGCAAACCGUGGACGCCCACGGACACGCCGUCUUGCCCACUUCAAGGACCUUACGCCUUCAGCGACAUCACCCUGCUUUCUCACCUUUCUCCUGACAGCACUCUGCCGGCGGACUUCAUCACCAAGUACUGCGCUCCCACCAAGGAUCCCCAGUGGAACGACUAUGAGAAUGUGUUGAUAGCGGACAGGGAGAGCGGCUUUGUGAACAACGACAUCUACGAGAGCAGCAGGGCUCAGGGUCGACGCUGCCGCGCUCAGGACGGUUGGGUGGAAAAUGAGAUCUAUGGGUAGGACUGGUCAGGUAUGUGGCCUGUUGUCAUGACAACGUGUGUGGGGCAGGAUUCCUACACGUGGUGGAUUUGGAUUUAUGGUCAACUUAGAGCGCACUCACUUUAGGCCAAAAGUACCGUACUGAACUGUGUGGAUUAUUUCCAGUCUUAUUUCGAAUUCUUUCUGAUUAUCUCUUUUGCGCAAGAUGGCAGGUGGCAUUAAUUACUUGCAAAGAGGAGCGAUCACAAUAAUGAAAUGACGCACGCAAAUAGUCGCAGGUGAGCUAUUUUUAUUCUUUUAUGAAAUGUGUCAGUUAUCAUUAAGGAACCUUUUUAAAACAUGUCAAAGAAACUCUUGAAGGGGAUCUACAAUGAUUUCAAUCUACAUUUGAAGCACUUCCUCGUGGUUUAGAUCAGGCGUGUCCAGUCUUUUUUCCAUAAACACCAAGUCAAAGUAUGCAGGGGCCAUUUUGAUCAUUUUUUAUUUUGUAAAUAAAUUAAAAAAAUUGACGAAAACACGUUACAUAUAUUUAAAGACAAACCUUAAUGUCAACUUUGAGUUAUAGGUGGCAAUACUAUUACUAGUAUUAGUUACUUUAGGGUGUCCAUACUGUGGCCAGGGGGCCAUUUGCCGACAGCAGCUCGGGUUUUGUUGCCCCGCGACAUAUUGUUGGGAAAAAAACAACAGUAAAAAUGUAAGAAAAAAGAGCAAAAAGAUGUAAUGUAAUGGUGUUUAACACACUAGGAAUUUGACUCGGUUGUGCUCUCUUUGUUCAAUGUCAACAAUAAAUAUUAACGAUUAACUAAAAAUAUGAACAAAUAAAUAACUAAUAUGUGCAGCGCUCAUAAAAAAUGUUUAAAGGUGAAUGAAGCAAAAAAAGAUGAAGUGAACUUAAAUAUAUACUUUCACAGUGACAGAUAUACAAUACUGUAAAUUGCGGACUAAAAGACGCUACUUUUUUCCUACGUUUUGUCCCCUGCGGCUUAUAAAACGCUGCGGCUAAUUUAAGAUUUUUUCUUCGCUAAAGGCCAUAAUGUUUUGAAUUGAACAAAUUGUUUUCAACAGACAUUGAAAAGUGUGUUGUUUGUGCCAUCUUUUGUUAAAGUUAAAAAGUUAAAGUACCAAUGAUUGUCACACACACACUAGGUGUGGUGAAAUUUGUCCUCUGCAUUUGACCUAUCCCCUUGUUCACCCCCUGGGAGGUGAGGGGAGCAGUGAGCAGCAGCGGUGGCUGCGCCCGGGAAUCAUUGUUAGUGAUUUAACCCCCAAUUCCUACCCUUGAUGCUGAGUGCCAAGCAGGGAGGUAAUGGGUCCCAUUUUUAUAGUCCUUGGUAUGACUCACAAUCUACCGAUCUCAGGGCAGACACUUUAACCACUAGCCCACUGAGUUGGGCGAGUUUGCUGACUCGCUGGUGCAGUGGGAUUAAGUACAAGUGUCGUUCUGUCUUCAAGUCGUUAUACAAUAUAACAAACAGUUCAUACUUACUAAAUCGGCCCAUGUGUGAUGUCCGUAGAAGUGUUUUCAUGCAUAUUUGUACGUGCUAUGGUAAUGUAAUAAAGCUAGCAUCGUUAGCAUUAGCUAAUACGCUAACACUUUAGUGUCUGUGUUAGUAUUAUUAACUUACAAUGGCAUUCUGGUUCUAUUGUUCCGCUUUCGUAAAUCCACCAAAACGUCACAGUGGAGUUAUUAAGUCUGUUUAGCUGAUUGGAGAGUUAUCAUCGCAGCUAAAGGGUCCAUGACGUUGACUUCUGUUUUGCUUGAUCAAACGUUUUACUGCCGUGUUACAGACACCGUUUGGAAAAAAUUAAGGUAUGUAAAUAAACAUUUACAAAAUCUUACUGUGUGAAUAACUAACUUCACAACGUAUACAUCUGCUGCUUAUAGUCCGAUGCGGCUAAUAUAUGGAAAUAUAUGUUCAUGUUCUAAAAUUUAGUGGGUGCGUUCUAUAGUCCGCAAAUGUGGUAACUAUUAUUACAAUUUGUCACUCAUAACACAAUUUUUAUUUAUAAUAUCUGUAGCAUUUUUUUUUUAAAUAUCACACGCAUACUUAAAGACUUUUUGGUACUUGUUGGGGCGGUAUUGCUCGGUUGGUAGAGUGGCCGCGCCAGCAACUUGAGGGUUCCAGGUUCGAUCCCCGCUUCCGCCAUCCUAGUCAUUGCCGUUGUGUCCUUGGGCAAGACACUUUACCCACCUGCUCCCAGUGCCCACCCACACUGGUUUAAAUAUAACUUAGAUAUUGGGUUUCACUAUGUAAAAGCGCUUUUAGUCACUCGAGAAAAAGCGCUAUAUAAACAUAAUUCACUUCACUUUUCAAACUUUGUAUCAAAUGUUCAGCUUUUUUCUCAUUAGAUUACAGCCCUUUGCUUUGUUUUCUUACAUUUUUAAUAUAUAUUUUCUCAACCAUAUGUUGCGGGCCAACAAAACUCCAGCUGCGGGCCACAAAGGGCCCCUGUGCCACAAUUGGACACACCUGGUCUAGAUUGUAUAUGCUUUGGUGUAAAAUAUGUGUACAUUUUGCUCCACUGUCAUAUCUAAAAGCCAUUUUUUGAGUCCGUCUGCAAGCUGGAGCUUCUCCACCUCUUGCUGACAGCUUAUGUCUCGCGGUGAUAUAAAAUGUUCAGCUUUUUUUCUCAUUAGAUUACAGCCUUUUGCUUUGUUUUCUUCCUUUUUUACUAUUUUUUUUCCCUCGACAACAUGUUGCGGGCCAACAAAAUUCGAGCUGUGAGCCACAAAUGGCCCCUGUGCCACAAUUGGACACCCCUGGUCUAGAUUGUAUAUGCUUUGGUGUCAAAUAUAUGUAAAUUUUGCUCCACUGUCAUAUCUAAAAGCCAUUGUUUGAGUCCGUCUGCAAGCUGGAGCUUCUCCACCUCUUGCUGACAGCGUAUGUCUUGCGGUGAUAGCCAGGCUGCAAAAACCCCGCGAACAGAAGCAUCCAAACUGUGUGCAAGCUCACGCCAAAAUACAUGAACCUUAUGAUUUGAUAUGUUGGCAUGGUUUAACACGAGGAACAACAUGAAUAAGUCAGAAAAUACAAAAAUCAUCACAGGUUCCCCUUAAAACAUCUUGGCGGAAGUCUCCCCAAAACUGUUAAUGUCAGGUUCAAACACUGAUGACAUCUAUUAAACAGACAAAGAAGCAAGGAAUUAAACAGAGACAAAAUUCUAUUUAGCUCACUGAGGAGAAACGUCUGUGCUGUACUCUUUGUACAGUCUUCCACCACGCUCUGACGAAAGAUUGUACGCCUUCUCUUUUAUUUGGACUUUCCCUGAUUACAUGGCAACAGCUGUUUCUAAAGGAAGGGGGGUCGUAAACAGCCGUCGCCUUUGGUUACAAAACAGUUAAAAGAAAAGGUGCCUGGAGGGGGGUCAGGUCCUGCUUCCUCUCCGCUUUGUAGAUCUCGGGUCAAGACAAAAUCUUCCUGUGGAUUACAAUACACCAAAGAAACCGACACCUUCAUGUCGCUUCCCAUCCUACACAGUGGAGUUUUACAGGCCUUUUGAUUGGUAAGAUCAAAGACAGCUUUUGUCUGCUCGCCAGGAACUCAUUGAAACACAAAGUUUUGUGAUAAGUUAGAUACAAUUAUUCUGACAGUUAAAGCCGCACAUUUUUCUGCCAUUUUUACUUCCUGUAAAUGUAAUGGCCAAAUACCUUUCUUCAUAUGAUGCUUUCAAACGUGAAGCAAUUAUAACGUUGUGCAUACUAUCAUCAUGCUACCAUGCUUACUAAAACAGCAAGUCUUUAAAGUAUAUUAUAGCCACACAAACAUGUGUUGUUUGUGCUUUGUUUUUUUUUAUGUCAAUACAUC